Molecule: messenger RNA, 3769 nt
Organism: Melanotaenia boesemani (Boeseman's rainbowfish)
Lineage: Eukaryota; Metazoa; Chordata; Actinopteri; Atheriniformes; Melanotaeniidae
Gene: tnpo2b
Product: transportin-2
Exons: 24
Coding region: 184-2853 (889 amino acids)
Biological process (GO): protein import into nucleus
Cellular component (GO): cytoplasm; nucleus
Molecular function (GO): nuclear import signal receptor activity; small GTPase binding
Source: RefSeq, a predicted model, not a curated record
UUGAUAGCAAAGCAUGCAAUCUCUGUCAUAUGCAAGCUAGCGUAGCAACCAUAGAUCUACUGAGAUCCCAAUUUUGUAUAAGACCAGGUAGUUCGCAGUGAUACUUUAUUUAAUGUUAGUUGUUAAAGCGUCUAGUGUAUUUUUUCUAUAAACAUCUAGAUCUACCACGCCGGAGAGACAAGGAUGGAGUGGCAGCCAGACGAACAGGGUCUGCAGCAAGUGCUUCAGCUCCUGAAGGAUUCCCAGUCCCCAGACACAGCAACUCAGAGAGCUGUGCAGGAAAAACUGGAGCAGCUUAAUCAGUUUCCAGAUUUCAACAACUAUCUCAUCUUUGUCCUCACAAGUCUCAAAUCUGAGGACGAGCCCACCCGCUCUCUGAGUGGUCUGAUUCUGAAGAACAAUGUAAAAGCUCACUACCAGAACUUCCCUCCUAAUGUGGCUGACUUCAUCAAACGAGAAUGCCUCAACAACAUCGGAGACCCUUCGCCGCUUAUCAGAGCUACAAUUGGCAUUCUGAUCACCACUAUAGCCUCUAAAGGUGAGCUGCAGACAUGGCCAGAGCUGUUGCCUCAGCUCUGUAAUCUACUCAACUCAGAGGACUAUAACACCUGUGAGGGCUCUUUUGGAGCCUUGCAGAAGAUCUGUGAGGAUUCAUCAGAGCUGUUGGAUAGCGAUGCUCUUAACAGACCUCUCAACAUAAUGAUCCCUAAAUUCCUCCAGUUUUUCAAACACUGCAGCCCCAAAAUCAGGUCUCAUGCAAUUGCAUGUGUGAACCAGUUUAUCAUUGGACGAGCUCAGGCUUUGAUGGAUAACAUUGACACCUUUAUUGAGAGUCUGUUUGCACUAGCUGGUGAUGAGGAUAGUGAAGUUCGCAAGAAUGUGUGCAGGGCUCUGGUCAUGCUCCUGGAGGUUCGCAUCGACCGCCUCAUCCCACACAUGCACAGCAUCAUCCAGUACAUGCUGCAGCGCACCCAGGACCCGGAUGAGAAUGUGGCUCUGGAGGCAUGUGAGUUCUGGCUAACUUUGGCUGAACAACCCAUCUGUAAAGAGGCCCUGUCUGGCCACUUGGUUCAACUGAUUCCUAUCUUGGUAAAUGGGAUGAAAUACUCAGAGAUAGACAUUAUUCUUCUAAAGGGGGAUGUGGAAGAGGAUGAGACAAUUCCAGACAGCGAGCAAGACAUCAAGCCUCGCUUCCACAAGUCUCGCACUGUCACUCUGCAGCACGAGGGAGGGGAAGGAGAGGAGGGGGAGGACAUAGACGAAGACGAGGACGAUGAUGAUGACACGUUGUCCGACUGGAAUCUACGGAAGUGUUCGGCUGCAGCUCUGGACGUUCUUGCUAAUGUGUUUCGUGAAGAGCUGCUCCCCCAUCUCCUACCCCUGCUUAAAGGCUUGCUUUUCCAUCCUGAUUGGGUUAUCAAGGAGUCUGGCAUCUUAGUGCUCGGGGCUAUCGCAGAAGGCUGUAUGCAGGGUAUGGUACCAUACUUGCCUGAGCUCAUCCCCCACCUCAUCCAGUGCUUAUGCGACAAGAAGGCCUUGGUUCGCUCCAUCGCUUGCUGGACCCUCAGCCGCUACGCCCACUGGGUGGUCAGCCAGCCCCCUGAUGCUCACCUCAAGCCCCUCAUGACGGAGCUGCUUAAACGCAUCCUGGAUGGCAACAAGAGAGUGCAGGAGGCGGCGUGCAGUGCGUUUGCCACCUUGGAGGAGGAGGCAUGUACAGAGCUGGUGCCUUAUCUGAGCUUCAUCCUGGACACUCUGGUUUUUGCUUUUGGGAAGUAUCAACACAAGAAUCUGCUCAUUCUCUAUGAUGCCAUAGGAACGCUGGCAGACUCUGUGGGACACCAUCUCAACCAGCCUGAGUACAUUCAGAAGCUGAUGCCACCGCUGAUCGCAAAAUGGAAUGAGCUGAAGGAUGAGGACAAAGACCUCUUCCCUCUGCUCGAAUGUCUGUCGUCCGUUGCCACGGCGCUGCAGAGCGGCUUCCUCCCUUACUGCGAGCCCGUCUACCAGCGCUGCGUCACCCUGGUCCAGAAGACUCUGGCUCAAGCCAUGAUGUACAGCCAGCAGCCAGACCAGUAUGAAGCACCCGACAAGGACUUCAUGAUUGUGGCACUGGAUCUUUUAAGCGGCUUGGCAGAGGGUCUUGGGGGUCAUGUGGACACGCUUGUGGCCCGCAGUAACAUCAUGACCCUGCUUUUCCAGUGCAUGCAGGAUACGAUGCCAGAGGUAAGGCAGAGUUCGUUUGCUCUGCUGGGGGAUUUGACCAAGGCUUGCUUCCCUCAUGUCAAACCAUGCAUUGCUGAAUUCAUGCCCAUCCUUGGAACCAACCUGAAUCCAGAAUUCAUCUCUGUCUGCAACAACGCAACCUGGGCCAUAGGAGAGAUCUGCAUGCAGAUGGGAGUGGAGAUGCAGCCAUACAUUGCUAUGGUUCUGUCCCAGCUGGUUGAGAUCAUUAACCGACCCAACACACCUAAAACCCUGCUGGAGAACACCGCCAUCACCAUCGGCAGACUGGGCUAUGUGUGUCCUCAGGAGGUUGCUCCAAUGCUCCCGCAGUUCAUCCGACCCUGGUGUACUUCUCUGCGCAACAUCCGAGACAAUGAGGAGAAGGACUCUGCCUUCCGUGGGAUUUGCAUUAUGAUCGGUGUGAAUCCUGGAGGUGUGGUGCAGGACUUCAUCUUCUUCUGUGAUGCUGUGGCCUCCUGGGUGAAUCCUAAAGAUGAUCUGAGAGACAUGUUCUACAAGAUCCUGCAUGGUUUCAAGGAGCAGGUCGGGGAGGAGAACUGGCAGCAGUUUUCAGAGCAGUUCCCUCCACUGCUGAAGGAGAGACUGGCAGCCUGCUAUGGCGUUUAAGUUCUCUACACCCACCCAAGAGGUGAGCCAGCAGGAGGAGGGUGAAUGGGAAACUCAUCCAUCUGUGUAUUGCACUGCCCUGAUCUGGGGGGAGGGAGAGGGACGCUUUUGGCCGCUCCCCCUGAUGGACGGCCCCCACGCCCUAUGUGUUUGUCCAUAGAGGGAGGGUGGGCGGGUGGGAGGGAGGGACAGGGGGAACACCUCUAGAUUAACUAGGCAGGGACCCGACACAGUAAAACUAACUGGUAGGGACAGAUAGAGAAGGACACAGAGAGAUGGACGAGUCGGAAAAAAAGAGGAAAGCGGCACAGAAGAAAGUUCAGGGAAAGAGAGGGAGGGAAAUCACUAACAAGGCAGGGGAAAACGCCACAGAAAGGUCUGUUACUUGGCGUUGAGGACAGGGACAGCUGAGAUUUUAAUGGGAUUCCUAAAUGUGAGAGUAUAAAGAUAGUUUGACUGACAGACAGACCAACAUACACAGACUCACAUAAACUUGCACAUGCUGUACAUGCAGUACAUGGAACAGACAGCGGGUGGCACUAUAAUUUAGACUUUUUGAGACCUACUACAUGUAGUUAGGGACAGGCAGGUGUUUAAACUCCUUCAUCUUCUGGGUAAUAACUUUAUUUUCUGGGGAAUAGGAUUCAAUAUCAAUACUUCAUCCGUACUCACUGAACUCUACUUAACUGUUAGAUAAUUUCGCUAUCCUCAUCUAUGUUUCCUACUUUCAUUUUUUGACCAGAGUGCUGCUUCUCAGAGCUAUCCAUCUAUCAAACAUCUUGCUGUCACAUUUUUUCUACCUGAUCAAACUAAAGAGUAAGUGUCUUUCCUUGUGGCUUCACAGAAACCAUUCCUCUUAGGAAGGGAGGAUUAGGGCUAACAUAUCUGUUUUCUCACCAGAGCGGGAGGAUACAAA